Scophthalmus maximus (turbot) is the source of this 1626-nucleotide messenger RNA. RefSeq names its product flocculation protein FLO11-like. NCBI's taxonomy places the organism in Eukaryota, Metazoa, Chordata, Actinopteri, Pleuronectiformes, Scophthalmidae. The transcript is spliced from 4 exons. The record is from RefSeq and is a predicted model, not a curated record. Bases 123 to 1568 code for a protein of 481 amino acids.
GCUGUGAUUGGACGCAGGCGGCGAUAAAUGCUGCGUCAUCGGCGACGUAACACACACACGCACAGGAAGCAGCUUCGGGUCAGUCGGGCUACCUGUGUUGACCAGGGCUUCAGCGCAGAGACAUGGCUCCUGGAAUUCAUUUGGGGACCUUCUUGCUGUUUUGUUUGGUUCAAGCAGAGCAUGUGUGCGGUUCGUGGGCUGCACAAGCCCAGAGACAAAACGGCAAAGCAUUUGUUGGCUUCUCGCAGCAGGACGUCGGCGCCGGCAGCUCUCCCCGGAAUCAAUUCAGACAGGCCUCCGUUUCCCUGGGCUCGGCCCCGAGCAGCAGCAGCAGCAGCAGCAGCAGCAGCAUCAGCCGCCUCUUCAAUCCAGCGCCUGUCGGUAGCAGUGGCCGCACACAAACUGGGCCACAGCCGGCCCCCGGUGGCUACGCUCCAGUCAGGUCGUUGCAGGGCGGCUGGGUGUCCAAACCCAACUGGAGGCCCACCGACUCGAAGCUGGCGAGUGCUCAAGGUGUGCCCAAAAAGCAGUUGUCUGUACUUUCUACUUCUAUCGCCAGUGGAAGUUCUGUGAGUGUGCACACACUGAAAAAGAAAGCCCAUACCGAUGUGAGCGAGAGGAGAACUUGGCCAGGCGAGGGGGCGUCGGCCUCCCGCCACCAGUCUGCAGCACAGAAGCCUCCCAGUCGGUCUUCCAGCAUGUUGGGUGCGGGUGCUCCGGUGCCCCACAAUUCUGUAAAGAGGCGCACUUCGGCCACCGCCCCCGCCAGACGAGUGUCUUCACAGCGCAGAGCCAAGGAGUUUAGACAAGCUCAGAUCACAUCCCCUGAAAAUGAGAGAAAGGGAAACCCCAACUGGAGCAAGCUGUUUCCUCCUGUGACGGGAGGAACUGCCCAAGGAAGCUAUAAGCCUACUUCCAACAUGGCCUCGAGUCUCGCAAGUUAUCCCCGGGCACCCUACAAACAAAACGCUGCCGUUUUUCAGCCACGCGGUCUCAGCCCACCCACAAGCCAGAGGUUUGGCUCCAGUGAGCAGACCCCCGGCAGUACGAGCUCUGUGCGAGCGGGAAGCUCCCCUCAGCGCUACGCCCCGACCAGGACCCUCAACAUCCCUUGGUCCUUCGGUGGCUCACCCAUCAAGCGGCUGAAAGGGUCAGUUGUCCAGAAGCCACAAGUGAAGCACACGGCUGCGUCUCACAACCUGCAGGGUCAAGGUGUUCAACAGAAGCCACAAGUGAGGCACACGGCUGCGUCUCUCAACCUGCAGGGUCAAGGUGUUCAACAGAAGCCACAAGUGAAGCACACGGCUGCGUCUCACAACCUGCAGGGUCAAGGUGUUCAACAGAAGCCACAAGUGAGGCACACGGCUGCGUCUCUCAACCUGCAGGGUCAGGGUGUUCAACAGAAGCCACAAGUGAAGCACUCGGCUGCGUCUCUCAACCUGCAGGGUCAUGGUGUUCAACAGAAGCCUCAAGUGAGGCACACGGCUGCGUCUCUCAACCUGCAGGGUCAAGGUGUUCACCCAGAGAGCAAAUGGCAGAGGAUCACCAGGCCGCGUCCAACUGCCUAACAGGUGCAGCAGAAGGACUUGUCCUUGUUUGUGUUUUUGAAAUAAAUUCUUAAUCCAA